Molecule: messenger RNA, 1931 nt
Organism: Diatraea saccharalis (sugarcane borer)
Lineage: Eukaryota; Metazoa; Arthropoda; Insecta; Lepidoptera; Crambidae
Source: the annotation of a GenBank genome assembly
UAAGAGUUUACUUCUUGAUUAUGAUCUUAAACAAUACAUCAAAAUUUUAAGCCUAAUCAUUAAUUUAAUUUUCACAGACUUGGUUCACUAUGAUGCACGUGGAUGAGGAUGCUGAGCUUCAAAAUGUUGACAAUGCUGAUGAUAUUCGCAUGGAACGACAAAUUUCUAUUCAAAGAAAUCAUGAUGCCCAAUACAUAGAUAAUGGUUCAGUGUCUACCCUUCACAGAUGUCAAACAGUGGAUGCUAAAAAGUUGUGCAUUUAUGAUUUGAAUUUGAAGAUAAAACAUAUUAGUCAGUAUGAUAUAGGCGGAACUUACACAGGGGAUGAACCAGAUUUGUGGUUUUACUAUUCAACAUCAGUAUGCCCAGGAUAUAAUUACCUGUUGAAUCUAUUUGUGUGCCAUAGGAAAAUAGGCAACUUUUCUGUUGGUGUCAGUGACUCUAAUGAAAUCAAAGUCAAAAAUCAACACGCUGACAUCUCUGGCUGGACUAUGUUACCUGAUUCUCUCACAUGGUUUACUUACAAAAGUACAAUGCCCAAUGAAAAUUAUCACAUCAAAACAUAUUGCUUUACAGAGAGAGACAUGAAAUAUUUUAAUGAUACUAUAGUUCUUAUUCCUAUAUCAAUAAUUCCAAAUUCUAGUCCUUCACUCAAUAGUGACAUUAUAAAAUCAAUUAAAUUACAGUACAGCCUAAAUGGUAUAUUAUCCAAACAAGAAAAUACUGAUUUUAUUUUAGAAUCAGCAUCGAAAAAUAAAUUUUCUACACACAGAAUAAUACUAGCUGCACAUAGCCCAGUUCUGAGGAGUCUAAUUAAAGACUUGAAAACUACUUCCCUUUCCAUUGACAUCAGUGACAGUGAUAUGAAUUUACUUUUGGAAUUUCUGUAUACUGGGACAGUAAAUGACAUAUUAAAACAAGAUUGUGUAAGUUUACUUAGAAUCGCUGAUAAAUUUCAACUAACAAAUUUGUUCUUGAUUGCGGAGUACGCAACAGAGUUACAGAUCAAUGUUGAAAAUGCUGUGGAUGUUGCUCAGCUGGCACACAGGUACAAAUUGGAGAAUCUAUGGCAAAAAGUGCUUGAUUUCAUUAAAAAAAAUCCAAAGGUAAUGCAGACAAAUGGCUGGAAGAAUUUAAAAGAUAUUGAACUAACAAAGCAGCUGGUUGAACAUAUAUACGCUGGAUCAACUGAGACCUAACCUGUUCUCUAAAUGUGAGAUUCCCUAGAUUUUAUUUUUGAGUUAUCUAUUUACUCUGCCAAAAUAAAUUGUUUUGCGUUGUAUAGAGAAUUAUGUAAUGGCUAUUUACAUUCUUACAUUUUUUUGUUUUUUUUUAUAUCUGUUAUAUAAGUAUACUGUAAUUAAAACUCACUGUUAUAUGUUUUAUAGGCUGUUUAUUUAUUGAUAUAAUUAAGCUGUUAUAUAGUCGCUUAAUUUGUGAUAUUAUAAGAUGUAAACUACACCUAAUAUUUAACAUAGCAGUAUUUUUCUGAUUUCUAAUAACAACCUACUAAAUAAAGACCUGACCGUUUAUGAAAUGGAACUCUUAUAUUAUGUAUUUGUAUUGGUGCAUACAAUAUAUCUCUAUUUAUUUGUAUUGCUUUCAUUUUAUUUAAAGUGUUUGAAAAUGGUGAAAUAAAACAUACUUAGGCGACCAACUGGAUACUGAGACAGGGCAAGGGCGUCUGAGGGACAGACCAAAGAGCAGUAUAGGGAGAAGCGGGAACACAUUGAAUGGCAUCAAUGAGGAAGCAUUUAAAUUAGCGAUGGACGUUAUUCGUGAUAGACAGUUAUUCAACUAGUGAUAUGGAUUUGCCUGAACCGCCAUCACUAGUGAUUCAGUAAUACGACUGUCUUUUUUCCACAACACUUUAAAGUAAAGCUGAAUUCACUCUUAAGUCGAUAAUUUAUCAACUUAAAGAGUAAAUUCAG